UCCAAACUCCUCCCCCACCGAUUCCCCUUUCUUCCUCCAUUCAUCGCCGUUUCCUCACGCGCGAACGCGGUGCCGUCGCCGCAGCCGCCAUCUCGUCUCGACCGCCUGUGCAGUCCCUGAUCGGUUCUCUCCGAUCUUCCCUGACGUCGCCCUCCUCUCUUGCGAUCUCGCCGCGCUACCUGAUCGUUGGACGCUGCCGCUCCGCUGCCGUCACUUCCCCCUGCUGUGCCCUAGCUCCUGAUCCACCGCCAGCCGAACUCUCUCUUCCCGAUCCAUGACCGCCGCCACCGUCAUCCACUCACGGUGCCGAGCCUAACCUGGCAGCGUCGCUAUCCUUCAUUGCUCCGAGUCGGCACCGCCCAUUUGACCUAGCACCGCCGUUGUUUAGAGUGCCGGAUCUGAAUUGCAACCGCCAGAUUCUUUCCUCCGUUCACAAGAGAGUACGAUCCAAUCGGUAGCUCUACGAACUUGCUGAAUUCCAGCCAGCAAGUGCGUUAUUGACACAGAGGGCAGUAGCUUCACCUAACUCUGGCCAUAAUUUCCAGCAGCAGCUUCUCCGGCCUGAGUGUCUACGGAGGUGUCGCUAGAUUUGGGACUUUGAGUUGAGACGAGCAUCUCAGCGUGGAAGAUAUUUGAUACGAGCUACGAUAAAGACGGGCUGAAAUAAGCGUCAAAAUGCAAGACACCGAUAAAGAAACGUUUGACUUGGGAUUGUUUGUUGGGGAGUUGACUUUAGAUGAAGAUGCAAGCAGUGAUGAUAUUUCUUUGGAGGGAUUGCAAGAAGAACUUGAAGAAUGCAAGAAUGACAAAGAAGUCGCCAAUAUACUUUCUAAGGGCACAAAGCUACGAGAAUACACAAAAGGUGUUGAGAACAAUGUACGCCAAGUUGAAUUGGACUCGAUUCAGGAUUAUAUUGCUGAGAGUGAUAACUUAGUUUUACUACAUGAUCAAAUUCGUGAUUGUGACAUCAUCUUAUCUCAAAUGGAAACAAUUCUUAGUGGCUUUCAGGCAGAAAUUGGUUCAAUAAGCUCAGAGAUAAAAAGUCUUCAAGAGAAAUCAAUGGACAUGGGUCUGAAGCUGAAGAAUAGAAAGGGAGCGGAAUCUAAACUUUCUAAAUUUGUAGAAGACAUUAUUGUUCCCCCAAGGAUGAUCGACACUUUGAUUGAUGGGGAGGUUAAUGAAGAAUACCUCAGGACUCUAGAAUUGCUGAGCAAAAAACUGAAAUUCCUUGAAGUUGACUCUAUGGUCAAAGGUUCCAAAGCUCUUAAAGACAUUCAACCUGAGCUAGAAAGGCUAAGGCAAAAGGCUGUUGCCAAGGUGUUUGAGUUUAUUACCCAGAAAUUUUAUGCAUUAAGAAAACCGAAGACAAAUAUUCAGAUUCUACAACAAAGUGUUCUUCUAAAGUAUAAGUAUGUGAUACAUUUCCUUAAAGAACAUGGUAAAGACAUAUACACCGAGGUUCGUGCAGUUUAUGUUGAUACAAUGAACAAGGUUUUAAGUGCACAUUUUCGAGCAUAUAUACAAGCAUUGGAGAAACUGCAGUUGGACAUUGCUACUGCAACAGACUUAAUUGGAGUUGAAACUAGGAGUGCAGGUUUUCUCUUAAGAGGAAGAGAACCUCUAAAGUACCGUUCUGCUGUUUUUGCUUUAGGUGAAAGAAUAAAUAUCUUAAAGGAAAUUGAUCAGCCAGCAUUAAUCCCACAUAUAGCUGAAGCUAACUCUAUCAAAUAUCCAUAUGAGGUUCUCUUUAGGAGUUUGCACAAGCUUUUGAUGGACACUGCCACUUCAGAGUACCUUUUUUGUGAUGAUUUUUUUGCAGAAGAAUCUAUAUUCCAUGAAAUUUUUGCAGGGCCAUUUCAGGUCAUUGAUGAACAUUUCAACACAGUGCUUCCAAAUUACUAUGAUGCCAUUGGCUUGAUGCUUAUGAUUCGCAUCAUACACCAACACCAGUUGAUUAUGUUUAGACGCCGAAUUCCAUGCCUGGACUCAUUCUUAGACAAGGUUAAUAUUUCACUGUGGCCUCGUUUCAAGAUGGUAUUUGACAUGCAUCUUAACAGCUUACGCAGUGCAAAUGUAAAAGCAUUAUGGGAAGAUGAUGUCCAUCCCCAUUAUGUUAUGAGGCGCUAUGCUGAAUUCACAGCAUCCCUAGUGCAUCUCAAUGUUGAAUAUGGAGAUGGGCAGCUUGAUAUGAACCUUGAGCGACUUCGGAUGGCAGUUGAUGACUUGCUUGUUAAAUUGGCUAGAACAUUUGCAAAGACCAAGUCACAGACAGUAUUCCUUAUAAACAACUAUGAUAUGACAAUUGCUAUUUUGAAGGAAGCAGGUGCUGGAGGAUUGAAAAUGCAAGAGCACUUUGAGGAACUACUUAAGAGCAACAUAGGAAUUUACGUGGAAGAAUUGCUCCUAGAGCAUUUUGCUGAUCUUAUCAAAUUUGUUAAGAAUAAUGCUUCUGAGGAUACAAUUUCCAGUGCUGGGAGGCCCACUGUUGCAGAUGUUGAUCCAUUGGUGAAGGAUUUCGCAAACAGGUGGAAAGUUGCGAUCGAACUGAUGCACAAGGAUGUUAUUACUUCUUUCAGCAACUUUUUAUGUGGAAUGGAGAUCCUGAAAGCAGCAUUGACGCAGCUACUUCUGUACUAUACAAGACUCUCAGAGUGCGUGAAGAAAAUUCCUGGUGGUUCUGCUCUAAACAAGGACUUAGUUUCCAUAUCAUCAAUAUUAUUCGAAAUCAAAAAAUACUCGAGGACUUUCUGAUUUUCCCAGAUUAAUAUGCAACUCCCCUCAAGAAGUUUGUUUUGUGUUUGCUGCUGAUGAAAACAGCAAAUAAUUAUUUGGUCAGGACGUUCGGAGAUUGCCCCGCAUAUGCACUGUGCAAGACGUGUAAAAUGGCAAAAGUGAUUCAUGUAGAACAUAUAAACACAAAAUACUUACAAAGUUUCUUUUAAUUUCUAUUUCAUUCUGUUUGAACCACUUAAGAUUUUUAUAAAUAUUGAUCUUGUAAGUGUGAUGAAGUUCAAUCAUGUUAAUAUUAAAUGAGUGAUUACAAGUUUUAUUAUUA
This is a messenger RNA of Zingiber officinale, 3055 nucleotides long. RefSeq names its product vacuolar protein sorting-associated protein 52 A-like. Gene Ontology annotation, molecular function: syntaxin binding. Gene Ontology annotation, biological process: endocytic recycling; Golgi to vacuole transport; retrograde transport, endosome to Golgi. Gene Ontology annotation, cellular component: GARP complex. Lineage: Eukaryota; Viridiplantae; Streptophyta; Magnoliopsida; Zingiberales; Zingiberaceae. The record is from RefSeq and is a predicted model, not a curated record. The transcript has 22 exons. Bases 676 to 2751 code for a protein of 691 amino acids.